GCUGCAAGCACGGUGCAGCACAGUGUUCUGUGUUUGAAACGUAAAAGUUAGCAGUUUUCGAAGCGCAGUACGGCUGGAACACGAACACGCACUUGAAACAUUUGCGCGCGCAAAAGCUCGAUUGCGUGCUCAAAAGCGUCAGCUGGAAUGCGGCCUAAUCACCGCGAUUACCAAAAAUGAAGCCGAUAAGCAAUCCUUUAGUAGUAAGUAGUGUGUAAUAUCCUUGCUCUCUCUCUAGUCUGCACACAGAAGUGAGGUUAGUUAAUAUAUUUUUUAUUUACAUUUGUGUGUGAACUGUGAGCUCAGACUCGACAGACUCAGCAUCUAUCAGCGACCAGUGGGAUCACGGUUGUAAGGCUCUCUGCUCUGUCGUUCUUGUUCCAGGUUUCCAUUCCCAUCCCAUCCACCAAUAAAACAAUGGCAUAUGCAGAAGUAAGAGGAUUCUCAGAAGAUAAAAUGUUUGGCCCCUUGACAUUUGAGGACUUAAAAUACGAUAUUCAAUUCCUGGAUAGUGAAACAAAAUGCCUUCUGUGCGAAGAUAGUUUCAACAUAAGACUUCGCCUGGAUAUAUUUCUGAGCCAUAUUUUUGAUGUGCAUCAGUGUGUCAUUGAAGACGCUCAGAAUAUUAAAAAUUUACCUGAAUAUAUUCUCUACUGGAGGGAACGCUUAAAAAAAGAUCCUGUAGAACAGAUAAUACCGUCUGUAAAAGUUGAAGUAACAGGGGAACAAUAUUUCCUCUUUAGUUCCUUGUUGAAAGAAGACCAGAACCUUCGACACAAGCUAAACUUGGAUUAUGUAAUGAAAGUCCACGAAUUUGAACGAACGGAUAGCAGUUUUAUUCGGCAAUGUUUGUUUUGUAAAUUACAAUACGAAGGUUCCAGGCAAGGUUAUUUAGAACACUUAGCUGAACAACAUAAUCUUCAAUUAGGAAAUCCACAAAACUUGGUUUUCAUUGAAGAACUGAUCAAUCAGGUUGAUGAAGAAAUACAAAACUUAACGUGUAUUUUUUGCAAAGGUAUUUUCCCAGAGAGAACUGUGCUCAAGGAGCACAUGAGAAAAAAAAUACACAAAAGAAUAAAUCCUGCCGAUUCUGCAUAUGAUAGAUUUUAUAUCGUGAAUUAUUUAGAAGUGGGAAAGGGUUGGCAAGCCAUUGAAAAAGAAGAUGACAGGUAUGCACUUCCUAGAGGAGCCGAAGAAAAUUGUGAUCAAGAAUACUCAGACUGGAAUGAAAAAGAUGACAAAAUUAACUGUUUAUUUUGUUCUCAAACUGAAACCGAUAUAAAUUUGUUAUGUUUGCAUAUGGAUGGCGAACAUGGUUUUGAUUUCGUCAAAUCCACCGAAACUUUGGAUUAUUAUCAAAAAAUAAAAUUAGUUAAUUACCUUAGAAAAAUGAUGCAUAAUAAUAAAUGCCCCUAUUGUGAAGAAUGUUUGGAAAAUAAAGAUAGUUUAUGGGGGCAUAUGAGAGAAAUGGAACAUUGCAAAAUUCCAAAGACAGACACGUUUGAUCAGCCAGACAAAAUGGACAACAAUCUAAGUACUUAUGCCAAGGAGUUGCAAGGUUCUCAUUCCAUAAGAUAUUUGCAGAAGAUAUCUGUCUUGGGAGUGGAUCCAUACACUAUAAACAUUGAAAAUUGUUCCAAACGCCUAGAAGACUUUCCUCCAACUUUUUACCCCGACAUUGUAAUGUAUUUGGUACAUACAAAAAGUGCAUACACUAUGGAAGAAUUAAAAGCCUACAAAAGCCUUGAGGCUUAUAAUCAAGCUACUUGUGGUUGGGUGAAGAAAAUUGGGGUGAAGGUGUUUCCAUCUUAUAAAUUAGUAUUAGGCAAGGUGAUGCAUUCGCAACGACUCAACGAAAAGCUACUGUCUCCAUGGAUAAUCACUAACGAAGAUGGAACUGUACAUAGUGCUCACUGCGAUUGUGUUGCAGGAUUGGGAGAAGUGUGUACCCAUAUAGGAGCUGUACUGUUUUCUUUGGAUGAAGCAGGAAGAUCUAGGGAAGAAGUAACUAGGACGGGGGUGAAGGCUUACUGGAUGCCUCCUACAAACAAACCAGCAGAUCCAUCAACUACUGCCAAAAUUGAUUUCAGAACUGCAAAGCAAAAAUCCCAGGACAAACCUAUAUUCCAAAGAGAAGAAGUCAGAUUGGCUGUUCUUGCGCCUUCAAAAGAAGACCAAAUGUCCCUUCUUGAAAAUUUGAAGCAAGCAGGGGGUUGUGCCUUGCAUAAUAUAAUCCCUCCAUUCUCCAAAGAAGUACACAAGGAGAUUGAGGAGAAAAAUCAAUUGUCUUUUCUCCGUUUUUAUAAGCAAGAGUAUGAGACAAAGUCAUUACAGGAAUUGAGAGAAUUGGGCCAAAAGUUGCAAGUUUUUAUGUCCAUUGAAGACUGCAAAGUUAUUGAAAUAGAAACGAGGCAGCAAUCGAAAUGUAAUUCUUGGUUUACUCACCGUCUAGGAAGGAUCACUGCAUCUUUAUUUAAAAAGUGUUGCAGGACCAAAAUUGAUAAGCCUUCCAUAUCUUUGAUAAAAAGAAUUUGUUAUCCCACUAAACUUCGGGUGAGGGCAAUGGAAUAUGGCUGCGAACAUGAAAAGUAUGCCUUGAAAGACUUCCUAUCAUAUAUGACACAACAACACCAUAAUUUCCAAAUUAGGAAAUGUGGUCUCUACAUAGAUCCUGAACUAUGGUUUUUUGGUGCUACUCCAGAUGGCAUAGUUUCUUGUAGUUGUUGUGGUGUCGGUGUCUUGGAAAUAAAAUGCCCCUACUGUGUCCAGUUCAAAAGUAUAUUGGAUUUAACCCAGAACAAAUAUUCCUUUUUAAAGGAAGUGAAUGGUGAAUUGCAAAUUAAAAAAGACCAUGAUUAUUAUUAUCAAGUGCAAAUGCAAAUGGCCAUAACAAAAUUGAAAUAUUCCUAUUUGGUAGGAUGGUGCAGAAAAGACUUUGCAUACUGUAAAAUUGUUUUUAAUUCCAGUUUUUGGACCGACAAUAGUGAUAUUGCAAAACAAUUUUUUUUCGAUAUAAUCUUGCCAGAAUGUCUAGGCAGGUAUUAUAGCAGGCAAACCAAUGUUUUGGCAGAAUUUCCAGAAGAAGAAAUAGAGGAGUCUCCUGAGGAGUCUCUUGACAUCGAUUUAUACGAAGAACUAGUUUUUACAAGCGAAAAUGUAGAAGAAGUGUCAUCACCAAAGCCUGGACCAAGUAAUGUUCCAAAGGAGAAAGAAACUUCUCCAGAACCAGGACCCUGCAAGAAAUUAUAUUGCAUCUGUAGGGAAGAAGAUGAUGGUGUUACUCCAAUGAUUGCCUGUGAAGCAGAAAUGUGCAGAAUAGAGUGGUAUCAUCUCAAGUGUGUAGGUUUGUCAAAAAUACCCAGCUCAGUUUGGAUUUGUGACAUUUGCAAGGCUUAUUCUGAUUCAGAAUAGAUUUUUUUACAUUUUAAAAGUUUGUUUAUUUAUUUAUACCUUACUAAAAUAUUUAAUGAAAUAAAACCACAUUUUUUGUAUUUGUCUAUGUACUAUAUUUUAAUUUAGUCAGUCAAUACAAUACAAAAUUCCUUAUUUUCAAGUGUGUUACGAACAAUAUUAUAUAAAAAUAAUUAACACAAAAUACUAUCACCAAAAAGAAAGAAUCAUUUUUUUAAAGUUUUAAUUAUUUCUCUUAAUUUGAUUAUUAAUAAAAUAAGAAAAAUUAAUAUUUGGUAACAUAGUUGGUGGAUCGGUUCUAUUCGGAGUAGAAGUUACUUCUGUGAGUCUUCUGUUUCACAAGCAAACUUACAGACUCGUCACAAAAAUACCACUUUUACUCCUGAUAAAACAAUAAUGCUAUUUUUCUAUUCAAUUUAAUUGAAGCAUUUGUAGACAUUUGCCAUUGUCCAUUGAUAUUAGACAUGUCAAUUGUAUAUACCCCUGUCCAAUCUUGUUUUUUUUAGAGCCCCUAAAAAUGUAUUUUUAUUAUUAAGUGAGAAGAUUCUUUUAUAUACAAAUUUAUUUUAUCAUUUAAAAUUAUUUUUUAAGCAGUAUGAUUAGAGCUAAUGCUUCUAUAACUUAACUAUUUAAGCUUACCCAUUCAAAAUUUAUAAAAAUGCCUAUUAACUAUACCAACUAGCUAUAUUUGCAGUGAUCUUAGUAUGUAUUUUAAAAAAUGGUCUGUUCUAAGUUGAAAGAGGGCAACGGUGAUGAUAGAUGGUUCUGUUUUCAUUAGGCUUUAGGAAUUGAACAUUAAAAUCAUCUGCAAUGACUGCAAUUAAUAUUUUUUGUUUUUUUUGUUUGCAUCAACGCAGUUACAUAGGAUAUUUUUAAAAAUGUUUUGUUUCCUGUUGGUGGCCUAUAAACAAAUUAUUAUGUCGGAAAUAAUUUUAAAACUGAAAAGUAAAUGAAAGUAACACAAGCCUUCCUCCUCAAAA
Ceutorhynchus assimilis (cabbage seed weevil) is the source of this 4391-nucleotide messenger RNA. NCBI's taxonomy places the organism in Eukaryota, Metazoa, Arthropoda, Insecta, Coleoptera, Curculionidae. The record is from the annotation of a GenBank genome assembly.